GCCGACGCCGAGGCCGAGGGCCGCGCCGCGGGCGACGCCGACGCCGCGGAGGGCGCCGAGGCCGGGGACGCGGAGGAGGACCCCUACGGCGCCGCAGAGGCGGACCCCUACGGCGCGGAGGAGGACCCGUACCUCGCGGAGGCCGACCCCUACGCCGCGGGAGGCGACGAGGCCGCGACCGACGGCGGAGCCGACGGCGCCGCCGGGGCCGGCGGGGAGGCGGAGGCGGAGGCCGCGCCUGGCACGGAAGCCGACGCCGCGGACGCGGGCGAGGCCGCGCGGGGCCCGCAGCCGGCGGGCGAGCCGCCGCGCAAG
Messenger RNA from Prorocentrum cordatum, 315 nucleotides. The record is from the annotation of a GenBank genome assembly. Lineage: Eukaryota; Dinophyceae; Prorocentrales; Prorocentraceae.